Coffea eugenioides is the source of this 2893-nucleotide messenger RNA. RefSeq names its product CDPK-related kinase 7-like. Gene Ontology annotation, biological process: protein autophosphorylation; peptidyl-serine phosphorylation; intracellular signal transduction. Bases 668 to 2401 code for a protein of 577 amino acids. The transcript has 11 exons. Gene Ontology annotation, molecular function: calcium-dependent protein serine/threonine kinase activity; calcium/calmodulin-dependent protein kinase activity; calmodulin binding. Gene Ontology annotation, cellular component: cytoplasm; nucleus. The record is from RefSeq and is a predicted model, not a curated record. NCBI's taxonomy places the organism in Eukaryota, Viridiplantae, Streptophyta, Magnoliopsida, Gentianales, Rubiaceae.
GAAAAGAGGUUGGGUUUCUUUUCUUUUUCCUCCUCACUUCUCUUUUCUUGCAGCGUCUGCUAAGCAUCUUUUCCCACUUUUUUGCUCUUUUUUCUGAGUACCUCAUUCAUUUCUUUACCUUGUUCCUUGAAAAUUUUAAUCCUUCCUUCCUUCUGAUUCCAGACUCCUCUCUUACUAUUUCUUCUUUCUUCCCAUAACUUCAGCUGGAAAAACGCUUGCUACUUAAUUCUCUGAUUCUUGCUUGCUGCCCUUUGUCUAUCUGGCAUUGAUCAUUUUCUUCAUAAAAGUUCAAUUCCUUUCCUUCUUCAAACUUUCCCAUUCUUGAGCCUUUCUCUUUCCCUUCUGUAAAUUGUCAAAGGAAGUUCACUUCCUUGCUAAAUUUAGCCCUGAUCUUUUCUGGGUUCUGCUGAUCAGCCCAGAAUUGCUAUCUUUUUGUUGUUUCCAAUUUAAAGACCAAAAUUUGGAAAUUCUUUUCCCUAUUUGAGUAAAUAACUAAAAACAGUUCAAUCUUCUUGAUAUUUUCAGUUUUUGCUGUAUUAUCCCUUCUCUUCUAAUGGUCUAAUUUGCUGUAAUCUCUGUUAUUUUCUUCACCAGUUGAAAACUUUUCAACUUCUUUAUUUAAUCCCUUGUUUCUUGAGUUGUUUUUGAAAAGUGGGUUUCUGAUUCCAUGGGACUUUGUCAUGGAAAACCAAUCGAACCGCCAAGACAUCUAUCAGAAAAUCCAAUAAUCCCCUCAGAUAAUGAGCCUGCAUUAAGUACUACUCAAACAGGGAAAACACCAAAGUUUCCAUUUUACAGUCCAAGUCCAUUGCCAAGUGGAUUCAAGAACUCACCAGCAAACUCCAGUGUUAGUUCGACACCUCUGAGGUUAUUUAAGAGGCCGUUUCCUCCACCAUCACCGGCUAAGCAUAUUAGAGCAUUGCUUGCAAGGAGGCAUGGCUCAGUCAAGCCUAAUGAGGCUACCAUUCCUGAGGGAAGUGAGUGUGAGAUUGGACUGGAUAAGAGUUUUGGAUUCGCAAAGAAUUUUGUAAGCCAUUAUGAGCUUGAUGAAGAGGUGGGUCGUGGACAUUUUGGUUAUACCUGUUCCGCCAAAGGCAAGAAAGGGAGCUUGAAGGGGCAGGACGUUGCUGUCAAAGUCAUCCCAAAAUCUAAGAUGACUACGGCAAUUGCAAUUGAAGAUGUGAGACGAGAAGUUAAAAUACUACGUGCUUUAACCGGGCAUAAGAGCUUGGUGCAGUUCUAUGAGUCCUACGAGGAUGAAGACAAUGUUUAUGUCGUGAUGGAAUUAUGUAAAGGGGGAGAGUUGUUGGAUAGAAUACUUUCAAGGGGUGGCAAAUACUCAGAAGAGGAUGCUAAAGCUGUCAUGGUCCAGAUUUUAAGUGUGGUUGCCUACUGUCAUCUCCAAGGUGUUGUUCACCGUGACUUGAAACCUGAGAAUUUUCUUUUUACUUCGAAGGAGGAACAUUCUCCUCUUAAAGCUAUUGACUUCGGCCUUUCAGAUUAUGUGAAACCAGAUGAAAGGCUGAAUGAUAUUGUUGGAAGUGCAUAUUAUGUGGCACCUGAAGUUUUACAUCGAUCAUACGGAACAGAAGCUGACAUGUGGAGUAUAGGUGUGAUUGCUUAUAUUCUUCUAUGUGGAAGCAGACCCUUUUGGGCACGGACAGAAUCAGGAAUCUUUAGAGCGGUCCUUAAGGCUGACCCUAGCUUUGAUGAAGCCCCGUGGCCGUCAUUGUCUGCUGAUGCAGUGGAUUUUGUGAAGAGGUUGCUAAACAAAGAUUACAGGAAAAGGCUUACUGCAGCUCAGGCUUUGAGUCAUCCAUGGCUCGCCGGACAUCACGAUCUCAAGAUACCUUUGGAUAUGAUAAUAUUUAAGCUAGUAAAAGCUUAUACAUGUUCUUCCCUUCUCAGAAAAGCUGCUUUAGGGGCUCUUGCCAAAACACUGACAAUACCACAACUAACAUAUCUUCGGGAGCAAUUCACAAUGUUGGGACCAAACAAAAGUGGAUAUGUAUCAGUACAAAACUUUAAAUCGGCUGUGACAAGGAUGUCCACUGAUGCAAUGAAAGAUUCAAGGGUUUUGGAAUAUGUUAGCCUGGUGAGUUGUCUUCAGUACAAAAAAAUGGACUUUGAAGAGUUCUGUGCAGCUGCAAUAAGUGUGCACCAGCUUGAAGGCAUGGAAAGCUGGGAGCAACAUGCACGCCGUGCUUACGAGCUUUUUGAGAAGGAUGGGAACAGACCGAUUAUGAUAGAGGAACUUGCAUCAGAGCUCGGACUUAGUCCGUCAGUCCCUGUUCAUGUAGUUCUGCAGGACUGGAUACGACAUUCUGAUGGAAAACUCAGUUUCUUGGGAUUUGUUAGACUUCUACAUGGAGUUUCCUCGCGAACAUUUCAGAAGGCUUGAAACCACCAGCUACUCAGGUUGAUCCUUCAAAUGCUUUUCUGAAUCGACAGACUAGCAGCAUCUUAAAGGGUUAAAGAUUUGACUGUUAAAAUGACACGUAAAAGGCAAGAAUUAUCUGUUAAUUGCAGUCGCAGGGCACUGUCAGUGCAGUAGCUGGAAUUUGUCAGAUUUGUCAAUUCAAAGCUAUUUCAGCUUAUUCUGGCAGUAGUAUGCUCCUGCUCGUUGUUCUCCUUGUAUCUCUUCCCCCAGCGUUCGGUAAUUUAAGAUUUAGAGGAUUGUACAGUUGAGGAUAGAUAUCAAAAAUGUAUUUAGGACUAGAAAACAGCUUAAAGCUGUAGUAAGUUUUGCGGCUUUGGGUGUAUCCUUUGUGUACCCCGUCCACCUUAGUUUCUUAAUAAAUCUUCACUUAGUUCUAUGACUUGAAUGUAUUCUUGAGCUUUCGGACUGUAAUGCGUUGAACUCCCAUCUGUUGCAGCUCUGCUUUCCCUUCUC